GCCUGUCUGUGCUGGGGGGCAGGGAGCAGAGGUUAUGGCUCGGUGGGUGUUUGGGUGAAUCAUGACUAGGUCUCUCUUUUCCCAUCUGUUUGUUGUGGUUCUGACUCUCCCAUCACACAUUAACAUCCUGAUCAAUUGUUUUGCUGCAGCCCCCCCAGGAGCCUGGGUGUGUCCAGCCGGACCGAGGGAGAGAUGCAAGCUGGAGAACUAGAGUGCAGGCCCCAGCAGGGAUAGGCUGGUCCCUGAAGACAGAUCAGCAGCUCCUGGGUCUCCACAUCCAGGCUCCAUGAGAGAAUAUGGAAACAGCAGAGCCAACGGGCCCAAAUGCAGGGAAUGAGAUGGAGAGAGAUGGGAAGGAGCCAGUCCUGGGACCAACCAUCUCAGUAAGUCCUCGAUGGUCCCGCACAGGACGGCAACAGCUGAGGACUGAGCAGUGUGACAGGAUGUCCCAGUAUCGGAAAGAUCAACUUCAGGAGGAGCUACAGAGCUUACGGACACCUGCUGAGGUUGUGCCGACAUCAGUCCCUGCAUUAAAAAACCCUCCGCUGCUGGAUUUGACCCCAGAGGAGGAUAUUGAGGCCUAUCUGGCUUCCUUCGAGCAAGUGGCUGAAGCCUGCCAGUGGCCCAGAGGAGAGUGGGUGACCCGCCUUGUGCCAGCCCUCAGCGGAAAAGCUCGGCAGGCCAUUAGCAACCUGGAUGCCAGAGAUGCUGGAGAUUAUGGGAAGGUGAAGGCAGCUGUCCUGAGAGGGUGUGACAUUGGCAUGGAGACACAGCGCCAGCGCUUCAGGCAGUUCCGCUACCAGGAGGCCGAGGGGCCCCGGGCAGUUUUCUGCCGACUCUGGGAACUCUCCCAUCGAUGGCUGAAGCCAGAGAUCCGCACCAAGGAGCAGAUCAUGGAGCUGCUGAUCCUGGAGCAGUUCCUGACCAUCCUGCCAGAAGAAAUCCAAAGCUGGGUUUCUGAACAUUGCCCAGAGACGUGUGCCCAGGCAGUGUCCCUGGCUGAGGAUUUCCAGGUCACAGUGUGUGUGAAGGUUGAGGAUGUCACCCCAGAGGAGAUGGAUGCCCCUGAAGCAUUAUGGGAAUCUCAGAGCACCCAGCUGGAGCAACCACAGCCCCAUUCCACAUGGGGAUCCCCGAAGGAGGCAGCACUGAGGAAGUGUGAGCUGCCAGGCGCCACUGGAAAGGAGCCCCGAGUUGGACAAGAAAUGGCAGGUGCCAGGAUCCUGAGCAGGACUGAGGAGCAGCCUCACGGCGAAGGGCCUGAAAACCUGCAGCCCCCCAGCAUAUCACAGCAGGAUUCAGGAGAGAGCAUUAACCACAGACCUGAGCAAGAAAGAGCCUGCAAGAGGCAGAAGAGGAGCCCAGCGGGGAAUGAGCCAGAUCCCCUAGGGGAACGUGAGAGUGGAUUCAGGAGACUAAUCCAGCCUCCUGCAUUGGGGAGACCUCGGACCUCAGGGGACCUUCACCAUCAGAACAGCAUUCACAGGGCAGAGAAGCCCCAUAAAUGUCGAGAUUGUGGGGAAAGAUUCUGGGAGAAGCAGGCGCUCACAGCCCAUGGGAGAGUCCAUGAGAAGGACAGACCCUAUCCCUGUCCUGAAUGUGGAAAGAGUUUCAACAGACUGACUCAUCUCAAAACCCACCAGAGAACCCAUACGGGAGAGAAACCCUAUUUCUGUGCCGAAUGUGGGAAGAACUUCGGCCACCUCUCCACGCUCAUUACACACCAGAGGCUGCACACAGGGGAAAGACCCUACUCCUGUGAUGAGUGCGGGAAAACUUUCACGAACCCCUCAGACCUCAACAAGCACCAGCGCUCCCACACGGGCGAGCGGCCCUACCCCUGCGCCGAGUGCGGAAAGCGCUUCAGCCAGCUCUCCAACCUGACGAUGCACCAGAGGACUCACACGCAGGAGAAGCCCUACCCCUGUGCCGAAUGUGGGAAGAGCUUCAAGUAUCUGGCUUACCUCGCCAUUCAUGAGCGCUCCCACACAGGGGAACGGCCCUUCCCCUGCACCGAGUGCGGGAAGAGCUUCAGUAACAAAUCCUCUUUGGCCCGCCACCUGAGAAUCCACUCCAGAGCCGCAGCCAUGGACAACCUGUUUCAGCGGCGGUCACACGAGCCCCACAGCCGGCCGGGGAUGGCAAAGCCCAUCGGGGAGCAGCCGGCCGAGCCCGGCGCUGGCAGCACCAGGCACCGAGGGCCGGACCCCGGCCAACUGGGAAAAGGCCGAACCCCAAAACAGAGAGCGGUUGCAGAGCAGGCGGGCCAACAGCCCCUGCACCUCCAGGCUCGGCUGCAGCAGGUGGGGCCCACUAAAGCGAAAAUGGAAAAGCGAGAUCCUGUGGAACCAGGACCGGGCAAGGAAUCCGAGCGGGCUGCAAAAGAUCCCGUGGUGGCACCCCCCAUAACGGUAACUCCCAGAUGGUCACGGAUUAGACUACACCAGGUCAAGACGGAGCCACAAGAAGGGAUGUCCCAGCGACGGCAGGUGCUGCAGGCCCGACAGACCUCUCCUGAAAUUGUAUCCGCUCCAGACCCUGCCUUGGGAAACCCUCAGCUGCCAGAGCUCGAGCCAGAGGAUGACAUUGAGGUCUAUCUGGCUUCCUUCGAGCGAGUGGCUGAAGCCUGCCACUGGCCCAGAAGAGAGUGGGUGACCCGACUCCUGCCAUCCCUCACUGGAAAAGCCCAACAGGCCAUUAGCAGCCUGGAUGCCCGAGAGGCCCGAGACUACGGGAAGGUGAAGGCAGCCAUCCUGCGAGGCUGCAACAUCAGCACGGAGAUGCAGCGCCUUCACUUCAGGCAGUUCCGCUACCAGGAGGCCAAAGGGCCCCGAGAGGUCUGCAGCCGCCUGCGGGAACUCUCCCAUCGAUGGCUGAAGCCGGAGAUCCGCACCAAGGAGCAGAUCAUGGAGCUGCUGAUCCUGGAGCAGUUCCUGACCAUCCUGCCUGAGGAAAUCCAGAGCUGGGUCUGGGUACGUCACCCGGAAACCUGCGCCCAGGCUGUGUCCCUGGCAGAGGAUUUCCAGCUGGGACAGCGAGAGGCUGGAGUGUGGGAGCAGCAGGUCACAGUGCGUGUGAAGGUCGAGGAAGUGACCCCAGAGGAGGUGGAAACCCCUGAAGCAUUAUGGGAAUCUCAGAGUUCCCAGCUGGAGCCACCACAGCCCCAUACCACGUGGGGAUCCCAGGAGGAGGUAGGACGGAGCAAGUACAAGUUGCCACGUGCCCCUGAAGAGGAGACGGAAGCUCUACAGGAAACUGCAGGUGGCAGGAUCCUGAGCAGAGCGGAGGAGCGGCCCAGUUUGGGAGAGCAAGAAAACUUGGAUCUGUCCCGAACAUCGCAAGGUGGAUCAGGAGAGAGUGUCGCCCGCAGACUUGAGCAGGAAGAAGCCUGCAAGAGGCAGAAGAGAAACUCAGCUGGGAAUGAGCGAAUUCAGCCAAGGGUGUACCCACAGCUCCUUGCACAAGGGACACCUGGGACCGUAAGAGACCUUACAAGCCAGGAGAGCAGCGUUCACAUGAUGGAGAAACCCCACAGAUGUCGAGACUGUGGGGAAAGGUUCUGGGAGAAGCAGGACCUCAUGGUCCACGGAAGAGUCCAUGAGAAGGACAGACCCUAUCCCUGUCCUGAAUGUGGGAAGAGCUUCAACAGACUCACCCAUCUCCGAACUCACCAGAGAACCCACACGGGAGUGAAACCUUACUCCUGUGGGGAGUGUGGGAAAAGCUUUGGCCACCUUUCCACACUGACCACGCACCAGAGGCUGCACACAGGGGAGAGACCCUACUCCUGUGCUGAGUGUGGGAAAACCUUCACCAACCCCUCGGACCUCAACAAGCACCAGCGCUCCCACACAGGUGAGCGGCCCUACCCCUGCGCCGAGUGUGGGAAGCGCUUCAGCCAGCAAUCCAAUCUGACAAUGCACCAAAGAAGCCACACCGAGGACAGACCGUAUCCCUGCACCGAGUGCGGGAAGAGCUUCAAGUACCUUGCUGAUCUCACAGUGCAUGAGCGCUCCCACACGGGCGAGAGGCCCUUCCCCUGCCCUGAGUGCGGGAAAAGCUUCAGUAACAAAUCCUCUCUGGCUCGUCACCAGAGAAUCCAUGCUAGAGCUGCAGCCAGAAACAAGUGAGACCUGCUGGCCAAGAGCACCAGUCCAGCUGUGUGUGUAUAAUAACGUGAAGUAGAGGAAUGGAAACAGUUAGCGAAGGAACUUGGAGAAAUCAGCCCCCUUCUCCCAGUACCAAUUCCAUCCCUCCCUCACAGACCCCAUGAGGUGGAUUAAGAACCAUGAGAACAGAGGGUGGCUUCAUCUUAUGCUCUGAGGAGUCCCAGCCCCUGAAACCCCUGAGCAGGGACUGCUCCCUUACCUACCCUACUUAGCAAUUGAGCAGCCUGUCUCUCAUGUCCACAUGAACAUCAGUUAAUUUGCUCUGGUUUCCCUGUAGCUUCUCUAAGGGCUGGGCUGGGCUGGGCUGGGGCCUAUUACAGGCUCUGUAUUUCUGCUUCUUUUGGGAUGGGUGUUUGUAAUACCUAGGGACUUGCCUAGGCUGUGAGCAGGUCACUCGAGAUAGGGAAGGGAUUUCUCCCAGGGGUUGGGAGGCCCAAGAUCUCUCAGCUUCAUGAGGAAAAAGAACCAAAGAAUUCCUCAAGGGCUGCUGCUUAUGUCAAACUCACGAGGUGACAUCAGACCCAGCACUGCUGGGAACUGUGGAUCCAGGGGGAGGUGUUUGGCCACAUCUGUGUCAACCAGCUUUGCCGCUGUGGCCUGCACAACCACCCUCUUCACACUCCAGACUUUCCAAGCCGUCCAGUGUCCCUCUGUAACUAUGCCCAAAGUCUGCCGCAUCAUCCCAUCUCCUGAGAGGAACUUUCUGCUAUUUCUUGUCCCAAACUAAGGAUUUUUGUUUGCUAUGUAAUUAAUCGUGUGUGUUUAUUCAUUGCCUCAUUAAUUUGCUACUCCUGCCCUGCUCGCUGCCACGUUAACUCUUUAUUUACUGCUCUGUCUCUGCAAUGUGCUUUUUUUUUGUCCACAUUGUGUGACUGUUCAGCUGCCCAUCAGUACAACUGUCGCUUUAGCUGUUUCUUCUGAGAGUUUGAGCAUGUAGCCUUGAUCCUGCAAUGAGCUCUCCACAAGCAAGAUCAGGGCCUUAAUUUUUAUUGACUGACCUACCUCGUCUGCUGCUUUUCUGAAUUGCUGGUAUUUUUUAGUUGAAUCGUGUGAACAGUCAUUGUAAUUAAGUGAAUAGUGUUCAUUAUUGGUUAUUGCUCUACAUACUUAAUUCUUGGUAGUCACGUGACAUGGUCUAACUACAUUAUGUCCCUUAAUUAGC
Molecule: messenger RNA, 5331 nt
Organism: Gopherus flavomarginatus (Mexican gopher tortoise)
Lineage: Eukaryota; Metazoa; Chordata; Testudines; Testudinidae
Exons: 7
Coding region: 297-4130 (1277 amino acids)
Biological process (GO): regulation of transcription by RNA polymerase II
Molecular function (GO): RNA polymerase II cis-regulatory region sequence-specific DNA binding; DNA-binding transcription factor activity
Source: RefSeq, a predicted model, not a curated record